ACAGACAUGUCUUCUCCAGGAGCCAUUCCGGGUCACUUGUCCUAGGUGUACCCAUAACCCCCAAGAUCUGAGCUCUCUCAUCUGGGCCCCACCCAGAUAGCAAGAACUCAGACUCAAGCCCUGGCCUGAGGCUGACACCUCCAGGAAGCCCUCAGAGCUGCUACCAUUCUUGGGACAGACACCGUGAUAGGGGUGACCACUGGAGGUUGUCCUGGGAACCCAGCAAAGGACUGGUUGCUGGGCUGACAGCCGGGUCUCCUUGCCCUCCGGGGCUCCAGCAGCACUAAAAUCAGAACAGGAGGCCACACGUGCAACAGGCACAAGCAAGCCCUUAGCACAGACCUGAAUAAACGGUAGGUACUCAAUCCUUGCACAACUGACCAAGUGUUUCCCAGCAGUUAAAACCUGAAUUUUCUCAGUUGGACCCAAAGUUUUGGCCCCAACUCAGUUCCCCAAUCUCCUUGCCUGUAAAAUGGGUUUGGGUGGGAGCUCAGUGCUUACACCUUCCAGGGUAAAAAGGGUCCUGCCUCACUCUGGCAGGUCAUCCUCACAACAUGCUGGUGGCCAGUAUGACCACCUUCUACUAAGGGGGCUCAGAGAGGGGAAGGGGCUUGUGAGUAGGGGCCACACCGUGAGUCAGGGCCAAAGUAGAACAAGAACCUGGACCUCAAAUGCCCAGGGCAGUGUUCUUUCCCUGUGCGACCCUGUCCCCCGCCUCCCCUACUUACCUUAGCUGCUCCCAAUCAAAGCCUACCUCCUCCAGGUCACCCCCCUCAAAUGCUGCCUCUACUACAGGAGCUCGCCUCCUCGGGAAAAGGAGAAGCCACCUCACUUCCUCUGGCCAUCCUAACAGCUGUGAGUCUUGGUUUGGGAGUGAGGAGGGGUGGGAAAAGGGCUUGGCACCGGCAGGGAGACUCUCACUCAGGUGAGUUUUCAGGGGCAUCACCUCUAUCCCCACAACCCAUACCCAUCACUCCCAGUAGCUCCAGACCUGCCAUGUGGAAGGAGACAGUGAGUGCUAAAUGGAGGUAUGUGGGAGGAUCUGAGGACAUAGAGUAGGUGUUCAGUAAAUGGUUUUGGAGAAAAGGAAGAGAGGGAAGGUGGGAAGGAGAAGGUGACCAAGUAACUGAGUGCUUAAGUGGAUUGCCAGGCGGAGGGAUGGACAUGUCAGUGAAUGAGCUAGUGAACGAAUGGAGAAAGGGAUGGUUGGGGGAGUGAGUGACUGGAAGGUCGCUCUGGGUGUUACAGCUAAAGGGGGAGCCGAAAGCUCUUUAAUCACCAACGUGCCCAUUUGACAGAUGAGAAGACUGAAAGAGGGCUGAGGAGAAAAGAAGCUGCUGGGUCUGUGGGAAUGGCUUUUGACCAGCAGCCUCUGGUUCUCCCCCCCACCUCUCUACCCCCCUCAUCACCGUCUUUCCUCUGCUGGGGUGGGGAGGGUUCCAGGAAGGAGACAUUUUCUCCGCCUCUUUGCUCCUCUAGGCCCCAGUUUCCGCCAGGCCUUGGUGUUGGGGAUGGUAGGGAGGGGGUGGCCCCCGCAGGGGCUAUUUCAGUCAGAGACAGCCCUGCCAGGAAACAGAGGAAGCCACCCGCCCCAUCGGAGGUGUUGCAGCCUGGGCUGCGGGCAGGAGAGUGGAGAGCCUCACGUCUGGCCUUCCCUUGCGCUAACGCACUUGAGGCCACCAAGGUGCUUCGGGGACAGGAGGCUGCCUGUCCAUUGGAUUUAAGUUGUGAAUUCUCUCUGGACACCAGUAAAUGUGGACAUGCCAGUUGGGAAAUAAGAAGAUUGCAGCCAAAAGAAGGACCAUGGUUUUGGAAGGUGGAGUCCAGCCUGAGGAGCCUCUCUGGAUGUAGGAAGCAUAAUCGGGCAGCCAUGGAGUGGGACAAUGGUACACGCCAGGCCCUGGGCUCCCCGCCCACUACCUGCGUCUACCGAGAGAACUUCAAGAGACUGCUCCUGCCACCUGUGUACUCAGUGGUGCUGGUGGCUGGCCUGCCACUGAAUGCCUGCGUCAUUGCCCAGAUUUGCACGUCCCGCCGGGCCCUGACCCGCACAGCUGUAUACACCCUGAACCUGGCCCUGGCUGACCUGCUCUAUGCCUGCUCCCUGCCCCUGCUCAUCUACAACUAUGCCCAAGGCGACCACUGGCCCUUUGGCGACCUCGCCUGCCGCCUGGUCCGCUUCCUCUUUUACGCCAACCUACACGGCAGCAUCCUCUUCCUCACCUGCAUCAGUUUCCAGCGCUACCUGGGCAUCUGCUACCCUCUGGCCCCCUGGCACAAGCGUGGGGGCCGCCGCACCGCCUGGCUGGUGUGCGGGGCCGUGUGGCUGGCCGUGACGACCCAGUGCCUGCCCACAGCCCUCUUUGCUGCCACAGGCAUCCAGCGUAACCGCACCGUCUGCUACGAUCUGAGCCCACCCGCCCUGGCCACCCGCUAUCUGCCCUAUGGCAUGGCCCUCACCGUCAUCGGCUUUCUGCUGCCCUUUAUCGCCCUGCUGGCCUGCUACUGCCGCCUGGCCCGUCGUCUCUGUCGCCAGGAUGGCCCCGUAGGGCCGGUGGCCCGGGAACGGCGUGGCAAGGCGGCCCGCAUGGCUCUGGUGGUGGCAGCCGCCUUUGCCAUCAGCUUCCUGCCCUUCCAUGUCACCAAGACAGCCUACCUGGCAGUGCGCUCCACAGCCGGUGUCCCCUGCCCUGUGCUGGAGGCCUUUGCGGCUGCCUACAAGGGCACGCGGCCCUUUGCCAGUGCCAACAGCGUGCUGGAUCCCAUUCUCUUCUACUUCACUCAGAAGAAGUUCCGCCGGCGGCCCCAGGAGCUGCUACAGAAGCUCACGGCCAAGUGGCAGCGACAGGGUCACUGAGUCCACUGGGGCAGGACACCUGGGGCCAGGUCACGGGAAACCCCUCCAACCCCAAACCAUGCAGAGAAUUAGAGCUUAGCUCAGCUGGGCAUGGAAUGAGGUCCCCCACAGACUCCAGAAUCUCACCAAUGACUAUUUAUUGAGCCCUUGCUCUGGACCCGGCCCUGUGGACACAGAGAGACAGGCUUGGACCUGGCCCUCCAGAAGGUGCCAGUCAGCCCUGGAGUCAGGGAAGCCAUGUGAAGCUGCUCACAAAAAUAUAGUAUGGCGUGUACUGUAACUGAGGAGUAUGCUGUAUGCUUUGGAGUCACCAAUCCAGGGACUGGGGGAAGAUGGGAGGAAGAAGUGAGAGCUUCUGGAAAGGAGCAUUUGAGCUGGAUUUUGAGGGGAUGAAUACGAGCUCUCUGGAGGUGUGCAAUGUUCCAUUCAUUCAGCAAACCUUUACCUACACCUUAUCCUUGGGCCUGGGUUGAUUCUGGGGCCCUGGGAGAACUGGUCCUAGCCCUGCCCCAUAUAGGCUCCCAACUACUGGACAUAUAGAUGCUUGACACAGUGAUAUCAAGGCUGUGACAGAGA
This is a messenger RNA of Leptonychotes weddellii (Weddell seal), 3433 nucleotides long. RefSeq names its product pyrimidinergic receptor P2Y6 (gene P2RY6). Gene Ontology annotation, cellular component: plasma membrane. The record is from RefSeq and is a predicted model, not a curated record. Gene Ontology annotation, biological process: G protein-coupled receptor signaling pathway; cellular response to pyrimidine ribonucleotide. Gene Ontology annotation, molecular function: G protein-coupled UDP receptor activity; G protein-coupled UTP receptor activity; G protein-coupled ADP receptor activity. Lineage: Eukaryota; Metazoa; Chordata; Mammalia; Carnivora; Phocidae.